Molecule: messenger RNA, 3942 nt
Organism: Musa acuminata AAA Group (dessert banana)
Lineage: Eukaryota; Viridiplantae; Streptophyta; Magnoliopsida; Zingiberales; Musaceae
Product: pentatricopeptide repeat-containing protein At4g02750-like
Exons: 4
Coding region: 226-2802 (858 amino acids)
Molecular function (GO): protein binding
Source: RefSeq, a predicted model, not a curated record
UCAUUUGGUCAAACCAAACAAAACCCGACUUCAAAAUUCCCGCCAGGAAACGUUGCCUUCGUCUUCUCUCGACUCCGGCGCUGCUCCGCGUCCUCCUCGCCAGAGCCUCCUUCACCAACCUAACACCCACCUUGUUCUUCUCUUCCUUCAAGCCCACCCUCUCUCUCUCUCUCUCUCUCUCUCUCUCUCUCUAUCUCUCUCUCUCGUUGUAAAUAUAUUUCUGAUAUGAUGAUUGGCCUGAGAUGGAGCAGCGCCAUCCAUCACUCUUUUUCCUUGCAUCACUCUCUUCUUCGAUCCCUGUCUAAUUUCCCCCUUCCUGUGAGCUCGUAUCCAGCAAAUGAUCUCUCUCGCUACACCGCCAGGAUCCAAGAUUUGUGUCGCCUCGGCUACGUAAGCGAAGCACGUAGCGUGUUCGAUACGAUGCCCCACAGAGACACCAUCACCUGGAACUCCAUGAUCUUUGGCUACUCCCUCAACGGCAUGAUGGAUGAUGCCCGGAGGCUCUUUGACGCCUUUGCUGGAAGGAACACACGGACGUGGACCAUCUUGGUUUCUGGUUAUGCCAGAAGUGGCUGCCUCGAGGAGGCCCAGCUCCUCUUCGACUUGAUGCCCGAGCGCAACACGGUUUCCUGGAACGCUUUGAUUAGUGGGUAUGCACAGAAUGGGUAUGUCGGCAUGGCUCGGCGUCUCUUCGAUACGAUGCCGAUGCAUGAUAUUGCAUCGUGGAAUGCUAUCAUCACUGGGUACUGCCAUGCUCAUCAGAUGGUUGAAGCGAAGGAAUUGUUCGAGCAGAUGCACAUGAAGGACUUGGUUUCUUGGACGGUGAUGAUUUCUGGGUAUGUUAUGGUUAAUGAACAUGGAAAGGCUUGGCGGACUUUCCUUAGGAUGCAUCGGGAAGGAGUGAGACCGGACCAGUCUAAUUUCACGGCCGUUAUCUCUGCAGUUGUGGCUCUUGGCAAUCUCAAGCUGCUCGAAAACCUACGUACUUUGGUGAUCAAGACGAAUUUCGAAGGGGAUGUGGUAGUGGGAACAGCUAUUCUGAAUGCUUACACGAAGGAUGGCGGAGGGUUGGAUGAAGCAGUGAAGUUCUUUGAACAAAUGCCAGAGAGGAAUGAGUACUCUUGGUCCACGAUGAUUGCUACCUUUGCACAUACUGGGCUGUUGGAUGAUGCCAUCUCUAUUUACGAGAGGGAUCCUGUGAAGUCCCUUGCCUCCCAAACUGCAAUGUUGACUGGCUAUGCUCAGAAUGGCAGGAUAAGUGCAGCAAAAAUCCUUUUUGAACAGAUUCCCAAUCCUAGUGUGGUUUCUUGGAAUGCUAUGAUUGCUGGGUAUGCACAGAACAAUAUGUUAGAUGAAGCAAAGCAGUUGUUUCAUAGGAUGCCCAUGAGGAAUGCAGUCUCAUGGUCUGCGAUGAUUGCUGGUUGUGCGCAGAAUGGAGAGAAUGAAGAAGCUCUGCAUCUUCUGUCGGAACUUCAUAGGCUUGGGAUGUUGCCCAGCCUUUCAAGUUUGACCAGUGGUUUCUUUGCCUCUGGUAAUAUUGGAGCUCUUGAGUUUGGCAGACAACUACACUCGCUUUCUCUAAAAGCAGGUUCUCAGUUCAAUUCUUAUGUUAACAAUGGUUUAAUUACCAUGUAUGCCAAGUGCAAGAACAUUGAAGCUGUGUCUGGCGUUUUCCGGUGGAUGAAAGCAAGAGAUACUGUCUCCUGGAAUUCUUUGAUAACUGCUCUUUCUCAGAAUAACAUGAUGGAGGAUGCACGAAUUGCUUUCGAUAAGAUGUCGAAGCGAGAUGUUGUGUCUUGGACUGCCAUUAUAUCUGCAUAUGCACAGGCUGAAAAUUGGAAUGAAGCUUUGAAACUCUUUCUCAAAAUGUUAAACGAAGGAAUACUACCCAACUCUCUGACGAUUACUAGUGUUCUUAGUGCUUGUGGGAGUUUGGCUGCCACAAACCUUGGCCGACAGAUCCAUGGCCUUACAUUUAAAAUGGGCUAUGAUCUGGAACUAUUUGUUGGCAAUGCUUUGAUUACAAUGUACUUUAAGUGUGGCUGUGCAGAUUCGUUUUGGGUCUUCUAUGAGAUGUUUGAGUGUGAUAUAGUUACAUGGAACUCAAUGCUUGCAGGAUGUGCUCAACAUGGUCUUGGAAGGGAGGCCGUGGAGAUUUUUGAGCAAAUGAAGUCUGAACAAGUCCUUCCAAAUGCAGUGACAUUCUUAGUGCUCUUAUGUGCUUGUAGCCAUGGCGGCUUAGUUGAUGAAGGAUGGCACUAUUUCAAGUCAAUGAGCAAAGUUUAUGGAAUCAUGCCAUCAAGAGAGCAUUAUGCUUCUAUGGUUGAUCUUCUAGGGCGGGCUGGUUACUUAUCUGAAGCUGAGGAGUUCAUAGAGAACAUGCCCAUCGAGCCAGACUCUGUGGUUUGGGCUGCACUUCUUGGUGCGUGCAGAAUCCAUCAGAAUGUGGAACUUGGUCGGAGGGUCGCUGAGAGACUGUUUGAUAUGGAUCCACAAGAUUCAGGUAACUAUGUCUUACUCUCUAACUUAUAUGCAUCUCUUGGGUUGUGGGAUGAAGUUGAAGAAGUCAGAAAGUUGAUGAUAGAUCGACAUGUGAUAACAAGGCCAGGUUACAGUUGGACUCAAAUAAAGAAAAAGAUUAAAUCUGUCACUGGGAAUAUACAGCAGGAACAUAUUGGCGUGAUUUAUGCUACUAUGAAAGAAUUUUACAAUAACAUGAAAGAUCCAGGUUAUGACUCUGAUUUGAAAUCCCUUAAAUAUGAUGCGGAAGAGGAGGAGGAUGCGCAUCUCUACCACAGUUGACUUAGAGGUUACUAUUGGCCAAGUUUCACUAAGUCGUGUACAAAAAGAUCAGUGAAAUGAGUAAGAAAUAGCCCUAUAUUUUGUAGAAAAUGCACUAAGAAUUGCUACUGGCAGCAACAACAAUACCAAAAGGAGAACACUACUGAUAAGAUCAUAUAGUUCUUUUUAUUUUAUAAGCUAUGAUGCAGAAUUUCUAGCUUUGUGGGUGGAGAUAUUUUUAACUUUGGAAACACCCAAAAAGAAACAGAGUGAUAUUGCCUCAUGGCAUCCCUUUCUUUCUCAAACUCGAAGUCUUUGAUCUGUAUGUAAGGAGGCAAGAGUAUGGUUUCUGAUGGUUGAAGGCCAAGCCUAUUUGCAAAUUUCUCCUCCGCCUUUCACCUUCUCCUCCUCUGCUUCAAAUUUGUUUUUGCAAUCUCCUACUUCAGACAAUCUCUGUUCAGAAGGAUUCUUCAAUGUUGUUUGAAGAUACUUGGAAAUGCUAUACAGUUUACUGGCAUUACUUUGAAAGCUCUAUCUCAGUGAGCACCAUACAGUUGUCUUACUGGAUACUGCCCUCUCAACAGCUAAGCUUAUGAGGAUGUCAUCACAAAAUAAAAAGAGAAAAGAAGACAAGGUGAAGCAGCUGAAAGUGCAAGCAGCAGGUUGAGGUAGCUCAACCUUUCUACUGGGGCAAAUGCAGAUGGCUGAUGGCAAAUCACCCACUUCAUGGUCAGAUAACAAAGUUCACGUCAGAAAAUGCACAGAACAAAUGCCAACAUCUCAAAAGCUGUCCUUUGUUUGAAAUGCAAAUUUUAUGGAUGCUGUCCUUCUUUCUUGCUCUGGAAAGUCUAUUUCGAUGCAUUUUAGCAUGCUAUACUGGAAAAUGAUAGAUCAGCCACUUCAGUGCCCAAGAAAAAGAAGGUUGAGCUAAUGUUUCAAUUUGUUUCUGAUGAGCAGUAGUCCAUCUUAAGUGAUGGAUAGGAUCCGUGCAAAAAUGUCACGUACCCAAGUUGGCUAUCUAAAUGCUGGUCUCUGAUAGCUAAUCCAAUCAAGGUACCUGUUCAAGUUGAUCAGUGAGCUGCCUUCACUGGUGUCACAUUGCUGCGGUGAAGAAAUGGAGUUCUGUGGCUCGAAGACCUGAUAGUACAUAUUAACUUUUAU